AUGACAGGUCCAUCCAGCAUACAAGAUGAAUAUGACAUCGUCAGUCACGAAGAAACCGCGUUGAGCCCCGAAGACUUGGAAGAAAUACGAAACUGGCUUAAGCCCACCGACUACCUGGCCGAAUCUGGUGAAUUCCGCCGUCAUCUCUCAUCCCAAGCUCCCGGAACCGGGCUUUGGAUUUGCGAGACUGAUGAGUAUAAGAAAUGGCAUGACUCUUCAGAGCAUGGCAGCCUUUGGAUAAAGGGAGUCGCUGGCGCAGGGAAAAGCGUCAUAGCGGCUUCGGUUGUUAAUCAUUUGCGCACAUCUGAGGACUGUCCUGUCCUCUUCAUGUUUUUCCGAAAUAUCGUCGCAGCCAAUUUCUCACCGCGUGCUCUUAUUCAAGAUUGGCUUACCCAGCUUCUGCCCUAUUCUCCUAGGCUACAGUUUUCUCUCCAGUCACAUAUAAAGACAAGCUUGAUAGAGACUUCGGACAGUGAACUCUUUCAGCUUUUUCUUGAUGGAUUAUCAUCUGUCCCAAAAUGUUUCUGUAUUGCUGACGCCCUGGACGAGAUGGACGAGAUGACCCCUGGAAACAGGCCGCUUCUAGAUAGGCUUAAUAGCUUGGCUACCUAUCGUCCUCAUUCCUUGAAACUGCUCAUCACCAAUGCCGAUAUAGCAGCAUAUCUACAUCAUCGAUUUGAUAAGUUUCCUAAAACCGACAAUGCACAAGAAAUUAAACAGAAGGUCAUUGACAUGCUUACGAUGGACCAAGUGGAAGCUGUUUUUCUCGCAGAGGGCCCAGUAGAUAUAUCUACUCUAGAAGAAACACUCCCCGUGGGACUGGAACAGACAUACACAAGCCUUCUAGCGAAGCAGCGCGAAGAGAAUGGGAUAAAUAUAGACACCCAGGUGUUUGUUCUUGAGGCGGUCACACAUUCCUCACGCCCUUUGCGACUGAACGAAUUGGCAAGCUUAAUGAAAUCCGUUCUAGUCGCUACUUGCUGCGCGCCUCUGAUAGAAGUUUUUGAAGAUGAAACGCUACAAGUAAUUCAUCAUUCAUUCACUGAAUUCUUGCGUGGCGAAAUGCGCAACCUACAAAAUGUUGACGCGACAAUUGCUUUCCCAAUAAUUGAAUCUGGAAAAGCGCAUAAGCAUAUGUCUAUGAAUUGCGAGCAAUCCGACAACAUGACUACGGAGUCAUCAGUCACCUAUCAGAAGCCCCGGCACCUGAUUGAUCCAGACGAAGAACACCAUAAACGUUCCCACCUAGGCUUAAAAGAGGAAAAAGACCUCUUUAAUUACAGGAAGGCUCGCUUGCGACAUCCGUUUUUAAGUUAUGCCGUGGAGAACUGGUCAUAUCAUGCCGGUCUUUACGGCGAUGUGGAAGAUGAGGAGCUGUUCAGCACCGUCUUAGGUUUUCUCAGUCCAGAUGAUAUAGCUUUCAGAAGGUGGCUCGUUCUUCAAUGGGGAUCGACGUUGAAGAGACUUCACAUCGCUGCUUUCUUGGGCCUAUCUUAUCUCGCCCUCAAGUUAAUAAAGGAAGGCCUACAAGUGUCCACAGUGGAUGCUCAAGAACGCACCCCACUUGUAUCAUUGCUGAUCCAGCAUGGAAGUGUUCCGAAUGCUGAAGAUGGACGUGGCCUGAAGCCAAUCCAUCUCGCCGUAAAACACGCCUCAGUAGUGAAAGUAUUGCUCGAAGCUGGCGUGGAACCCGACACGAUCAAAACGAAGGAAAACCAUGCAGGACUCCUCCUAGGAGGGGAGAAGAUCACAAAGGGAGAGUGCGCAAUCCUCUACGCCAGCCAAGGUGGAUACUCAGAGACUAUCAUAACGAUGAUCCCUUUUUGCAAGCCGGAAACUCGAACGGAGUCUGUCUUGACUAUACUGGAAACUACGGAUGUCUCGGCAAACGCGACUACAGCCAACGUGAAAUGCGUCCAAGCCCUCAUAAGCCGAGGGGCAGAUGUAACUCAAACAUCAAAAUGGGCCCCUCGACACACCUCGUGGCGCGACGAUAAUGAUCCGUCGUGCCGGGCUAUCCUAAGAAUCGAGAAUAAUACCGCUCUGCUCAUUGCUGCUGGUGCCCCACUAAGAAACAGUCGAGCCUCACCUCGCGUAUCUGCUCUGAAAGCCUUGCUAGAAGCAGGAGCAGACCUGAAUAAGACCCAUGUUCAUGGAGAUACUCCUAUGAAUUUGGUUUUGCGCCUGGAUCAGGCUGGGGGCGACCCAAAUAAAAAAGGGCAUUAUGGCGAAACAGUCCUACACUGGACCGAGAACACAGAAUCUAUUGACGACCAUGGAUCUACGCCCGUCUUCCAAAUACUACUCGCAAGAUGCAACGACGACGCUGUUAAAAAGCGAUGUUGGUUCGGAUUAUCCUCCCAGUCCGGCAUUGAGAGGUUCACGAAAUACCUCGAGUUAAAUGCAACAAAUGACCACGACGCGAAAACUGACGUAGUCGACAAUUUUGUUUUGUGUCCGCAGGAUAGACUAGAAAAACGUAUUGCUACCGACGGAGUAGAUCCACUCAGUACCAACCAUGCGGGGGAUACUCUCCUCCAUCAUGCAGCCGACUUAUUACGCUGGAUUAUUGGUGGUACUACAGCUUUGCACGUAUACCAAAAGAAACUCGCCUACGGCAGUACUAUCCACAGCAAGGAGCGCAUCGAUUUCAUCGACGUAAUCAACAAUCGGGGCCAGGUCGAUUUCGAAAUAAGGGACAAUGAUGGCUUGACCGCUUUACAUCUAGCGUCUAUGAGGUCCGAGAAAAACUUGAGCUUGCUGAUCGAUGCUGGAGCCGACUUGACCCGGAUGCCGAGUAUUGUCUGCCAAAUACUACAGCUGAAAACCAUUGACUUUAAUAAGAAGGACGGCUUCGGAGAACCGGAGUCCGUGGCUUUUCUAUUGAGGUACGGCGCCGAUAUCCGGGCGUCCACAUUAGAGCAAAACAUCUGGGACGCAUAUGAUCAGCGGUAUGAAUGGCUACGCAGCCCAGCCAGAGAUGUCUUUCGGCCACAAUCUUCCAGUCCCAAAACCCGGCCUUGCUCUCGUGCUAUUGGGACGAUCGUGAAAAUGCUUCUGGAUGCCAACGCCGAUAUUGCCGCGGUCGAUAAAUCUAAAUUGACAGCGUUAGAUGCCGCCCUUUUAGCUGGCUGUGCGGAGUUUGUUGAGGUGUUUGCCAAGGAUGAGGCACUUUUCGAAAAAGCAACGAAAGCUUUAGAUAACGACGAGGGCACUGCGAAACGAGCAGAAGGAAUUCGACGGAACAUGAGAGCCCAUAUGGAGUUAUUACGACCAAGAUCUGCUCUGGCUAACCUACAUGAGAACAAACUUGUCCUUGACGAAGUUAUUAGGUCUCCUUUCACAUACUUAGGGCUUCUAACGGAUGAGGAUGCUGCACAGUUAAUUAAUACCGGCUUUGAAACCAACCAGCUUGAAUCCUCUUACAACCAGCUUCUGAGGGAACUUAUGAAGCCCGGCCAUACGGAAGUUGCCGAACAGGUAUCUCGAGUGAUAUUGCAUUACAGUUCUUAUACGGCUCUUCGAGAGAGAAUCGAGAUAGAUCGAAAAGUUCAGGGAUUCUACUAUGAUUCCCAGGUCAGAACUGCCCUGCAAUUAGCAUGUCAGCAGUCUAAAUCGAAUAUGUUGACGUUACAAUUCCUGAUAGGAAAGCUACGUGUUAAUGUCAAUGCGCAAGGUGCACGCAUUAGUGCCGACUGCCAGGACCGUACGCAUAACAGAGAUAUAAUUCCUACUGGGACUGCGCUUCAUAUACUUGCAUCGGCGGAUCAUAGUUGGCAGUUGGAGGGUAUGAGAUAUCUUCUUUCCCAUGGAGCUGAUGUGAACGCUCUAGACGAGGAAGAGAGAUCUGCUUUGCACAUCGCCGCCUGCGGUAAGAAGUACAAAAAUGAUAAUGUCCAAGGUUUUUGGAGACUUGAUAUGGUACGGAUUCUUUUGGAUUAUGGGGCUAAUCCAAAUAUCCUCGAUAAGACGGGGCUUUCACCUCUCCACAAGGCCUCUGCCGCUCCGGACAUUAUGAAAGAUUUGCUUCGCAGAGGUGCAGAUCCGGCCAUCGGAAAUCGAAAUCCUAUGUUUUUAGCAAUAUAUGACCAGAAUCUCUCGGCAUUGGAGACACUUCUAGACCAUGGACUCAGCGUGGAUUUGCUCGAUGAAAAAUACCCCAGCCGAAUGGUGGAUUACAAAUUGACAGAGCCUCGAAAAGUAUAUGCGCUGCUAUGUGCGGCUUUUGCCGAACAGUUGAACACAAGCGUCGAAAACUCGGUACCGCUACUCCAGGCUCUCGUACAGCGGGGUGCUAAUUUAUAUCUGCCACUAAACGACAACGAAACUCUGCUUCAUUUUCUCUUCGAAUUCCCAGAGUACGAAGUCCUGAAUGCACUCCUACGGGAGCCAUGCGUGUCCCGAAUCGAUUUCAACUACCGUGAUCAGCGUGGCCGGACGGUCCUGAUAGCUUCGUGCGACUGGCGUGAAGUUUUGCCAGGAUAUUCGUAUCGUCACUGGGACCCAAAAACACCAGGGCCCCCGCUGCGGAUAUUGGAUCGUGGGGCUGAUGCGACGCUGGCGGAUAACGAAGGAAAGACGGCGCUGCAUCAUCUCUUAGAGAACCCAGGAAUUCCUGAUGACGUUAUUAUUCAAUUCAUCAAUCGUGAGGAAGUUGCUCCUACCUUAUUUCUGAAAGACAUCCAUGGAUUUUCGCCGUUUCACUACGCUUUGCGUAUCCUACGACCUAAGGUUUGCGAGUUGUUGCUCUCGAAAGGCGCCAGUAUGGACCCUGACCCGAACGGUUUCACAGUGCUUCAUAAUAUAGCUUCCCAAUGUCUGAAAACGCGUCGCAAACCACCCGGCUCCGGACAUAUAGACAUAGAGCUACCUGAAGACUAUUUUGACCAAUGCUUAGCUCUUUGGCAAAGGUUCAUAGCGGCAGGAUUCUCUAUCAACAUAGCCGAUAACGCCGGCAACACUCCCCUUUUUACGUAUCUAUUAUCCGAGGAUAAAGACCAGCGCAUGGAGCAUUCUAGAGAAUGUCAUCUUCAUCACUACGACAAGCUUUUUCCGCCCAAUAGCCGCGUUGAUAUAUUCGCUGUGAAUGAAGAGGUCGAGACGGCGUUACAUGUGAUUGCUAGGAGAGAAAAGACAUAUUAUACGAGAGAGGGACAUGAUAAGGCAAUGUUUGAAGCUUUCAUGGCUAAAGGGCUAGAUCCAUUGAAGGAGGAUGCUAAGGGGAGAAGCGCAUUGGAUGCUGCUAGCGCCUUUGAGAAGAAUGAUAUCAUCGCGAUCUUCGGAAGGAAGUAG
This is a messenger RNA of Daldinia decipiens, 5292 nucleotides long. RefSeq names its product ankyrin repeat-containing domain protein. The record is from RefSeq and is a predicted model, not a curated record. Gene Ontology annotation, molecular function: protein binding. The coding region runs from base 1 to 5292 and encodes 1763 amino acids. NCBI's taxonomy places the organism in Eukaryota, Fungi, Ascomycota, Sordariomycetes, Xylariales, Hypoxylaceae. The transcript is spliced from 25 exons.